AUGGAUAAGCUUGAUCCAGAAACUCUCAAACAUCGUAGAACAACGGCAAGAAGAAAGGCCACCAAGUUGGUUAACGAGUUAACGACUAUUUGGAACCAGAAAGACCAGGGUGACUCGGAUGACCUCACGUACACUAUCCAUCAGGCCGAGACCCACCUCUCUUCGAUACAGGAGCUGCAAGAAAAGCUAGAUAAACAAGACAUCCUAGACGAUUCGAACCAUGUGGCUGAAUUGGACAAGAUUGUAUUCAAUGCCAAACGCUUGCUGACUCAUUUGGAUAGCCCUCCUACCAACCUAACUAGCGUAUCGUCCAUCGCGCAGUCGCCUUACUCCAUUGGCAAAAUCAAGAUAAAUUUCCAAUUGCCUACAUUCAAAGGUGAUGUUCUCACUUGGCCUGAGUUCUGGAACCUCUUUACUGUGGCGGUACAUGAUAGCAAGGCUUACUCCCCAGUUGAAAAGCUGGUACAUCUUAAAGAACACCUAGACGGCGAAUCUGCAAGAUCCAUCAGAGGCCUGCCCACCACGGGGGACAAUUACGACGUGGCAAUCCGCAUCCUUAAGGAGAGAUAUGGGAAAGAAAAAUUCAGACAAGAGUCAGUGAUGGCCAAGCUUCUGAGUAUGCCUUGCAUAAAAGAAGGGGAAGAUCUGCAAGAAAAUGAGGACUUUUGUGGACGACCUGACCUCCAACGUCAGGGCUUUGGAGUCACUUAG
Messenger RNA from Portunus trituberculatus (swimming crab), 711 nucleotides. RefSeq lists its product as uncharacterized. The transcript has a single exon. The record is from RefSeq and is a predicted model, not a curated record. Bases 1 to 711 code for a protein of 236 amino acids. NCBI's taxonomy places the organism in Eukaryota, Metazoa, Arthropoda, Malacostraca, Decapoda, Portunidae.